Molossus molossus (Pallas's mastiff bat) is the source of this 4303-nucleotide messenger RNA. RefSeq names its product FERM domain containing 4B (gene FRMD4B). NCBI's taxonomy places the organism in Eukaryota, Metazoa, Chordata, Mammalia, Chiroptera, Molossidae. The coding region runs from base 315 to 3401 and encodes 1028 amino acids. Gene Ontology annotation, cellular component: cytoskeleton; bicellular tight junction; adherens junction. The transcript is spliced from 23 exons. The record is from RefSeq and is a predicted model, not a curated record. Gene Ontology annotation, biological process: establishment of epithelial cell polarity.
AGGGCUUCCCGCGCCCGGGAGCGCCGAGGGCUCGCCUGGCGGAGCUUAGUGCAGCUUGCUCGGCGCAGCCCGCGGGCGGGGUGGACACUGGGCUUCUGUGUGCCGGCAGCAGCCGUUGGUUGGCGGCCGCCCAACCCUGGGGCAUGCCCCCGGAGCCUGGCCAGCUCGCACGGUGAAAGAUCAGUUUGGUGCAAGGUUGACCCUGGCUGCUGGCAGAAGCCGGCGGCGGAGCCCAGGUGCUGGGGACGCUGUGGUCGGCUCGCGGGGCUGCAGCUGCGGGGGCCGGGCACCCCGGGCUCCGGGAAGGAGGAGGCAUGGCCUCGGUGUUCAUGUGUGGAGUGGAGGACUUGCUGUUCAGCGGCAGCCGCUUCGUGUGGAACUUGACCGUGUCCACGCUGCGGAGAUGGUACACAGAGAGGCUGCGAGCUUGCCACCAGGUGCUGCGGACGUGGUGCGGGCUGCAGGACGUGUACCAGAUGACAGAAGGCAGGCACUGCCAGGUGCACCUGCUGGAUGACAGGAGGCUGGAGCUGCUGGUUCAGCCCAAACUUUUAUCAAGAGAGUUGCUGGACCUUGUGGCUUCACAUUUCAACCUGAAAGAGAAGGAGUACUUUGGAAUCACAUUUACAGAUGACAUAGGUCAGCAGAACUGGCUACAGUUAGAUCACCGAGUUCUUGACCAUGAUUUGCCCAAGAAACCAGGCCCAACCAUUUUGCACUUCGCUGUGAGAUUUUACAUCGAGAGCAUAGCGUUUUUGAAGGAUAAAACCACCGUGGAGCUGUUUUUCCUGAACGCGAAGUCCUGCGUGCACAAGGGGCAAAUCGAAGUGGACAGUGAAACGGUCUUCAAGUUGGCAGCGCUGGUUCUGCAGGAAGCCAAAGGGGAUCACACCAGUGAUGAAAAUGCCAGGAAAGAUUUAAAGACACUGCCAGCCUUUCCAACCAAAACUCUUCAGGAACAUCCAUCACUUGCUUACUGUGAGGACAGGGCAAUUGAGCAUUAUUUGAAAAUCAGAGGUCUGACUCGGGGUCAAGCUGUGGUUCAGUAUAUGAAAAUAGUAGAAGCUCUCCCGACUUACGGAGUGCAUUAUUAUGCAGUAAAGGAUAAACAAGGACUCCCUUGGUGGCUUGGGAUCAGCUAUAAAGGAAUUGGCCAGUAUGACUUACAAGAUAAGGUGAAACCUCGGGAACUAUUCCAAUGGAAACAGCUGGAGAACUUAUAUUUCCGUGAGAAAAAAUUUGCUGUUGAAGUUCAUGAUCCACGGAGGAUUUCCGUGUCAAGAAGAACCUUUGGGCAAAGUGGCCUCUUUGUGCAGACCUGGUAUGCCAACUCUUCUCUCAUCAAGUCCAUCUGGGUAAUGGCCAUUAGUCAGCACCAGUUUUACUUGGAUCGGAAGCAAAGCAAGGCAAAGAUUCCUUCAGCGAGAAGUUUAGACGACAUCGCGAUGGAGUUGACAGAGGCAGGAACACCGAGGACCUCCAAACUGGUCACUCUGGAGGCAAAGAGCCAGUUCAUCAUGGCCAGCAACGGCAGCUUCAUCUCCUCGGGUUCUCAAGACUCCGAAGUUUGUGAGGAGCAAAAGAGGGAGAAAAUCCUUGAACUCAAGAAGAAGGAAAAACUGUUGCAAGAAAAGCUCCUGAAAAAAGUCGAGGAGCUUAAGAAGAUCUGUUUGCGGGAGGCUGAGCUCACAGGCAAAAUGCCAAAGGAAUACCCGCUGAGCAUAGGUGAGAAACCUCCUCAGGUCAGAAGGCGUGUAGGUACCGCGUUCAGAUUAGAUGACAACUUGCUGCCCAGUGAAGAGGACCCUGCUCUGCAAGAGCUGGAGAGCAACUUCCUCAUACAGCAAAAGCUGGCGGAAGCUGCAAAGAAACUUGCCAAUGAGCCAGACCUAUGUAAAACUGUCAAGAAAAAACGAAAGCAAGAUUACACAGACGCAAUGAAAAAGCUUCAGGAGAUCGAAAAUGCGAUAAAUGAACGCCGGAUUAGAUGUGGGAAGAAACCGAGCCAGAAAGGGACGGCUACUUUACCAGAAGACAUAAUCCCCUCGGAGAGCAGCUCUUUGUCCGACACUACCACCUGUGAUGAUCCCAACGACGCCUUCACUCUGGCUGGGCAGCGAUCAAGUUCAGCGCCUCGUUCUCCAGGACUUCUGCCCCCGAAGUCUCUGGGCAUUGAGCGGAUCCACUUCAGAAAGCCCUCGCUCAGCGAGCAGCUGGCGGAGGCCAGGCAGUCCAGAGAAAUGCUGUCGACACACAGCAGCCCUUACAAAACCCCGGAGAGGCGGCCGCAGGGAGGACGAAGCAUGCCCACCACCCCUGUGCUCACCCGAAACGCCUACAGCAGCAGCCACCUGGAGCCCGAGUCCUCAUCGCAGCACCUCCGCCAGCGGAGCGGCAGCCUGGAGUCCCAGUCACACCUGCUGCUGGACACGGACCACGACAGGCCGUUCUUCUCCAUCUGCAAAUCCCAGAGGAGCAGCAGCACCGAGGUCCUGGACGACGGGUCCUCCUGCACCAGCCAGUCCAGCGCCGAGUACUACUGCGUGACGCCGGUGGCAGGCCCCUGUCACAGCGCCCACACCCUGGACACCCGUGCCCGGAGCCGGAGGAGGUCCAAGAAACAGAACGCUUCCACCUCCAAUUCGGGGAGCAUGCCUAACCUUGCCCAGAGGGACAGCCUGAGGAACGGCGGCUACGCCAAGAGCCACGAGCAGCCCUCUUCCAGCUACUACAUCGCUGGGUACACGCCAUAUGCAGAGUGUGACCUUUAUUACAGCGGUGGCUACGUCUACGAGAAUGACACGGAAGGACAGUACAGUGUCAAUCCUUCCUACCGCUCCUCGGCCCACUAUGGAUCCGACCGCCAGCGGGACUACAGCAGGUCCUUCCAUGAAGACGAGGGGGACCGCGUGCCCCAUAACCCAUAUGCAACCCUCCGGCUGCCGAGGAAGGCCGCCGCGUCCGAGCGCAUCACCAAGAACAUCCACAAGGCCUUAGUUGCAGAGCACCUGCGUGGCUGGUACCAGCGGGCCUCGGGGCAGAAGGAGCAGGGGCACAGCCCCCAGACCAGCUUCGACUCGGACAGGGGCCUCCAGAGGCUGCAGCUGCCCUGCUCUCCAGGCAGCCGCGCGUCCUCCUACUCUUCAGUGUCUUCUACAAAUGCCUCUGGGAGCUGGAGGACUCAGAUAACAGUAGGGCUUUCUGAAUACGAGACCCCAGCACGUCCUUCUUACCCCAGCUGCUACGGCAACGUCUACAGCCCUUUGCCCUCUCCAGGCAGACAGCACGCGGAGCCCAGUGCGCUGGACAGCCCCGCGGGAGGCCGGCUGCAGGACGGCCUGGAGGGGGGCGAGCAGAGGCUCCUGUGGCACGAAGAUGCCAAGCCUGGAACAUUAGUCUGAAGGGCAGCGGGCCCCCUGGCCGAGCACUGCGCCCUCCCACUAGCGUGCCUUGCAGAAUGCGGUCGUCUGCCCAGGGGCUGUGGCUCUGGAAACCCAGGACGGCGGAGGCUGGAGAGGACUCGCCUUGCGGGGAAGGGAGUCCCACACUCAGCCGCACGAAGCCCGCAGGCCCCCUGCCUCCGUCCCGGCGCACACGGUCACCGCGGCCCCACGCAGGACUCGGCCGCCGCGGGCGCUCUGAAAGGGGUACCGGUUGUUGAAGGCGAACCCCCAAACUGUGAAAGGGCUUCCGGGGCCCCAGCGGGAGGGAGGCCGGGCAGGCCCGGCGGGGCCCGAGGUCGCGGCCACCAGGAGCGGCUCCACGCGCGCAGCUUGCACAGUGCUGGGACAUCACUUGAAGAGAAGCUGGGUUCUCAUGAAGCUCUGGAGGCGUGGAAACGUUUCUAGGAUUUUAUAGAGUGACAGUUGUCAUAAGCACCAUGAACUGGGUGCCGGACUUGGCGUGCAUCCUGGGGGAGCUGCGUGGGAGCGCAUCGGGGUGAAGCGGCCCGAGCCCCACCGCCGGCCGGACAGUCGCCGAGGUCUCACCCGGGGCCCUGCGCUGCCAGCGCCGUGACCAGCUGCUGUCCAGGCUGUCAACUCCCCAACUUGGCUGUCAUUGGAAAUGCUAGACUUCAUAUGAAAAGUUUUCUAAUCAAGAAUUUGGAAAAGUAUUUUGAGGUGAUACAGAAAGAACCCAAAACAAAAUAAAGACAAGAAAAAACAAAAAACAAACAAACAUAUUUUAGAUGAGUUGUGUGCCUUAAAAUGGAGACCAUUAGAAAAGUAAGCAUAUUGUAUGGAUUCCACAGGUAGUCUGAGUCACCAAGUGACAGAACAAGAUUAGUCAUUAAAAAAAAAAA